Wasmannia auropunctata (little fire ant) is the source of this 6092-nucleotide messenger RNA. RefSeq lists its product as uncharacterized. Gene Ontology annotation, biological process: cGMP catabolic process. Gene Ontology annotation, molecular function: 3',5'-cyclic-GMP phosphodiesterase activity. The transcript has 11 exons. The record is from RefSeq and is a predicted model, not a curated record. NCBI's taxonomy places the organism in Eukaryota, Metazoa, Arthropoda, Insecta, Hymenoptera, Formicidae. The coding region runs from base 2093 to 5347 and encodes 1084 amino acids.
UGUUAAGCAGGCGCGCGCGAUACGAGUUGUCACGUUUAUUUUCCGCGAGCGCGCCGCCAUCGCGCAUCGUCGCCGCCGCCGCGCCGCUUUGCCGAGAGACGACACCGAUCGACACACGUUUUUUUUCUGUCUCUCUCUUUCUCUCUCUCUCUCUCUCUCUCUCUCUCUUUCUCUCUUCCUCAACGAUACAAUCUGCAAACGGUGCCGCGUCGCGCAUCACUUUCGCGCGUGUCCGGGCAUACGGGGAAAAUUUGAAAAACCAAGUGUGCGCGCACCGGACAAGCGGAAAAGCUCCUCUCUCCAUCUUCCUCUCUUCUUCGCUGAUCUCCGUGACUCGCAGUUUUUAAAAGCCGCGCGUGUUCGAAAGCCGCCGUGGGGAAAAAUGUCGCGACGAAAGUGAGAAGACUCCGGUGCAAACCGCGUACUCUCGGCGAUCUCCACCACCGAUCUCUCGCGCUUCCUCCGCUCGUCCUUUCCUCCGUCUUUCCUCCUGUAUUAUUUAUCGUUUCCUCUCUCUCUCUCUCGACUUCUAUCCCGUUUUCUCCCUCGCUCUCCACUCGUACCUCCUUUCGUACUUCUUCUCCCUCUCCCCGUUUCUUUCGCUCGCUCUCCCUGUAUCUCUUUUUCGCUCCGGCGUCGUCUCGUGGGGUCAGUGUCUGCUCGAUCGGAUCCUGAGCAGGAACAUACCGGCGGACGAGAAGGAAGAAGAGGAGGAGGAGGAGGAGGAGGAGGACGAUCUCUUUCCCUCGGCGCGACUCUCCCUGCAGAAACUGCAACCUCUGCGACGCGCGCUCGCGCUCGCGCACCACGUCCUUCAAGGAUCAUUUUCGGAGCGCUCCGUUUUUCGCGCCACUACACGACCGCGGGAGCGGACCGCGCGGCAGCAGAAAUGUGACGAUGUGAUCUCGACGUCGAGACGGUAACGCAUCGCCGCGGGGACAUCGUCGCGGGAUUGACACCGGGAGCGGAUCGAUAUUAUAUUGCGUCCGAUAUCGGACGCGCGACUCUUCUCGCAGGAAACUCUCUCUCUCGCUCGCUCCUUAUCACGUCGCUCCUCGCGUAGUAUCACUUGCUUUUUUCCUUGCCCAUUCCCGUCUCCGCUCGUCUCCUCUUUCUCCGCUAUCAUUCCCCGUCUCCGUUCUCCUCUCGCGUGCCCCUGGCACACGCGCUUUUUCCAUUCUCCUACUACUUGGUCCGCCUCUUCCUCUCUCGCAUUUCGCGGCCGCCGCUCGUCGCUCUCGCUCGCUCGCUCGCGCCGCGUAUUUUCUCGCGAGCAAAUGCGAGAAAAAGGAGAAUCGGUGGGCGAUUGAUACCGCCGUCGCGCGCGCGCGCGCGCGCGACAGAGAGAGAGAGGGAGGGAGAGAGAGAGACACAUCAUCUCGGAGGGAACGAGAUCGAGGACUAGCCGCGAGUUUGUGUUUUUGUUUAUCACGGACCGACUGCACCGGUAUAACUACACACGCUGGUGCACGAGAGGAAGUUGCAAGUGGACGCCCAUCGGAAGGACGAUUCGUCGCUGGAGGCGUUCGAGGAAGAUCGUCACGUCGUUCAGGAGUCAUGGCCUUCUGUUUUGUGAGAACGGAACAAAUUUCGUGUAGCUUGAACUGAGCGCCGUGCUGCUUGGAUUUGUGCGAGGAUUACUGGUCUCGGAAAAUUUCUUCGGGCAGAAAAAGAGAAGAAGGAAGCCUCUGAAGGAAGAAACGCAUAAGGACCCGAAGAAAUAAAAGGCGGAGAUAAACGAUGGACCAUGAAGAAACGCGGUGCCGGCUGGUUUUAGACGAGCAGUCGGCCACGCUUGCACCCUACCGUCGGACGUCGUUGUCCACAAGUUCCCGGUACGACCAAUCCCGAAGCAAGCGGCAGGUGUCGCGUGUGACAGCAGACACGAUAGGUGCGAUAAUCGGGGGUGGCCCGGUCGUUGCCGCCGCCGGGCCGGCGAUGCGACGAUGAGUUCGCCGAGGGUGCUGCUACCCCUCCACACCCGACCAAAGCCCCGCGUAAUAGCAAGGCCGGGUAGUCUCGAAAACUGCAUCAACGAGGCCGAGCGACGAGGAGCGGCAGGCGGUUCAAGGCCGAAACUAUCCGCGUGGCCAUGGACCACGAAGCGAGGAACGGAACCGGCAGCAACGACAACGAGGAGUGCACCAAUAUUUACUUCAUCGUCGGCGACCGCAGGGAGACGGCCACUUACAAGGCGAACCAGGUCACGGACAUGGAACUCAAGGAAAUCUUUAGAAGCGCGGCAGAGGCUGGUCCUCUGGACAUCGUAAAGCUUCGCAAGGGGGACAAGCUCUUCAAUAUUUCGACUCAUCUACCGGCGAACACGCCCGACACGCCUUAUGUUCUUCAGAUCGUUGGCGCUCACCCCGCUUCUUCGGGGGUGAUCGAGGCGGAGGUACUUUGGGCUUUAGAGAGGCGCGUGGCGGCUUUAGAACGGCAACUGCGAGAGCACCAGGAAGCUUUAUAUGCCACACCCUCCCUCACUCUACGUGAACUCAAACGCCAAGUGGACAGUUUCAAGAACAAAUUGGAGAACAACGAUCAGCUGAACUGGCUUAGUUUCUACAAGCUUCCGGAGCCCAUCUAUGCGGAUUCCUGCCGCAGAUUGCAGUAUCGUCGGAAGAGUGAUAGCAUGAAGCGGAAAGUUCGCGAGAAGUUCCUCAAUAUCUGUGACGUGUCGGUCUCGUCGAGCGUUCGCGAGUGGUUACGCUCACCGGCCUUCGACGCACGACAGUGGGAAGACGAAGAGCUGCUGCUGAUGCUGCAGACCAUGUUCGUCGAGCUCGACCUACCUCAAAAAUUCAACAUUCCCUUGCCGAUUCUGAGAAACUUCCUCUACGAGGUCUACAAUAACUACAACGAGGUGCCGUUUCACAAUUUCAGGCAUUGUUUCUGCGUGGCGCAAAUGAUGUACGCGAUAGCCUGGGCGGUGGACCUUCCGUCGAAAAUCGGCGAACUCGAGGUUCUCAUACUGAUUGUCUCCUGUAUCUGCCACGAUCUCGACCAUCCGGGCUACAAUAAUAUCUAUCAGAUAAACGCGCGGACUGAGCUGGCGUUGCGCUACAACGAUAUCUCGCCCCUGGAGAAUCACCAUUGCUCCGUGGCAUUCCGGGUCCUGGAAGCGCCCGAGUGCAACAUCCUCGCGUCCCUGGACAAUCCUACGUACAGAAUAGUACGCGAGGGCAUUAUAAGGUGUAUUCUGGCGACCGACAUGGCUCGGCACAACGAGAUCCUGGGCCAAUUCACCGACGCCACUACCGAAUUCGAUUACACCAGCAAGGCGCACAUAAAUCUGCUGUCCAUGAUCCUGAUCAAGGUGGCUGACAUAAGCAACGAGGCACGACCGAUGGAAGUCGCGGAACCGUGGCUAGACAGAUUGCUUCAAGAGUUCUUCAAGCAGAGCGACGCGGAGAAGCUCGAGGGUCUUCCGGUCACGCCCUUCAUGGAUCGCGAUAAAGUGACCAAGCCGUCCUCCCAAGUUAGCUUCAUCGGUCUAGUUCUCCUCCCUCUCUUCGAAGCCCUCGGCGAACUUCUACCGGAGCUGCAGGAUCUCAUAGUUCAACCGGUCAGGGAAGCUCUAGAGUACUAUCGCAGACUGAACGAGGCGGCGAAGGAUGAGCGCCAUCAUCGGAAGAGCGUCGUGGACGUCGGGGAGUCGGGCCUGUCCAACGCGCCAAUCGGUACCGGUAGUUCCACCGUUAUCAAAUCUACGUCGUCGCAUAGCAUGCGCUCAAAAAGGUCUGCCACGACAAUUCAUUCGCGUUCGCGAUCCACCGACGACGAUAUCACAGAAAACCUGACGAUGGAGGAGGCGGAAAAUAUCGAGAGCUCCGAUCCGGAGACCGCCACGGAGGUGGAGAUCAGUGAAAAGACGCUCAAAUUUAAGAUCUCCACGGAGGGCAUACUGACCGGCUCCAACACCGGUCGGAAGAGCUAUCCCGGUAGUCGGAAGGGUAGCCGGGAAAAGUCUUCGUUGGAUUAUCACAAUCACGACCUGGCCAAGGCCGUUCGUGAUCACGAUCGCGAGAGGAGACGCAGCAGGGGCGAAAAUCUCGGCAGUGAUCUGAGCUCACCGGUGAGCGCGAGGUCUGCCGAAGGCACACGGAUUGUCGAGGAGAUGGAAAGGGAGACGGUUUUUUUAGACGCCAAGAUUGAGAGUAAGACGCCCGAGGGAAACGGUAAUGUCGUCGUGGCGGAGGCCCCCUCGCAACCGAAGAACAACGUGAGGAAAAUCAGCAGUGUCAUAGAGAACGAUCAGGAGAACAGACCAAGCCGCAGAGAUGCGCACAGUAGUCGGGAAUCGAUCGGACUGCGAUGUUGCUGCGACGACAAGACUGGGCCGAAUAACAAGUCUCUAUUCUCGCGACUGAGGAACUUUACGGACCGCCUGAGCAUGAGCUUCGACUCCAAGGAUUCGCCUAGUCCGAAACCGAAGCAUGCGUCGAAGAUGCUCAACAAGAGCAACUCGAUUAGCAGUGGUUCGGCAACCUCGUCGAGACACCACCACUCCUUGUUCAUUUGCAAACGCUGCAACUUGGUUAAAUCCGCGAUAAAGGACGGCAGCAAGGCCAUCGCAACUGUGGUGGAGUUGUCGCCGGUGGACAAACGGGCGAUGACUCUGCCGAAGGUUCGAAAGUCCACAGAUAGUAAGAAUAAGAGCUGGCGGACGGUAUUCGCCAAGGAGAAGAGAUCGUCCACCUCUUUGGAAGCAUUGCCGGCAGCCAGUUCCGGCUCCCGUUCGUUUUCCAAGCACCGCAGAAACUUGUCGAAUCCCGAGGGCAAGUCGCAGAGCCUGAAGGAAACGAAGACUCGACAUGCCAUGGACAUCGAAUUCCAUGAGAUCGACGUUCGUCCGAAGGGCCAACAACAGCCUGAAAUCAUAGUCAAUCCCGAUACUACCUGCUGCGAUAUUGAGGAAGAUCUCGGCAAGGUGGAAAUCAGAAGAAGUUCAGCCAGCAUGGAGGACAUCUCCAAAAUGGCGAAACAGGCGGCAGAGGCUGCCGUGCUGGGCGUGCUGGAUCCCAAGAAGGCGGAGGAGCGUCCUCACACCGGCAGUCUGGACUCGAUGCUCUGCAAGGAAGUGUCCAAGUCACGAAAGAAGCAUUCCGUAUUCUGCUCGCCCGCGACGACGAAGAAAUCGUCAGCCGGGCUGUUCUCGCGAUUUAAAUCCGGUAUGAGCAUUGACAGCACACGGAGCAACAGCAACAGCGAUUCCUUGCACGAUCACGGCUCGCAAAGCGGCUGGAUAUCCUCAUUGACGGCCAGCUUCCGGCCCAAGAGACAUCCGAACGAAAUGCCACUGUCGCCGCAUCCACCGAGGUCGCCCAGCAGAGAGGAGAUCAAGUGAUACGUCCUGGUGGUCGAGGAUUCCUCCGACAAGAAGCUCAGCAUCCGUGGUUGGUGGCCUGAGAACUUGUUCUGUUGCAAUAGCUAAGAUUCGAGCAAGAAAGUUUAAUGUCUAGAGAGAGGCUAAUUUAUACUCGAGAAAUAUCCGAGAAUAUCGUAAUCAUAACGCGUAAAAAAAAAGAAACUAAUAAAAGAUUUUUAAAAGAUUUUUUAAGAGAUUUAAAUUUUCUAAUAACAAAGGAAUUAUCUCGCGUGCUUCUUACCGCGAUAUUAAUUCUCGCUAAUAGAUUAAUAAUUAUAAUUGCGGUGGAUAAAUCUCCAAUCGAACGCGUCGACUAUAUUCAAUAUGAAUCUAUUUUGCGAAAUGAAAUAUAUCAUAAAUUCUCGCGAGUUAUUCGCAAUGCCGCAGCGCACGCAUUGCGCGUUUGUAAUAUACGAAAUAUUUCUCCGUGUAAUAUUAAAAAACGGUCAAUUUGAAUAAACAUAUUUGCUCGAGCAUGCCAUUUAUCGAGGAAACGUUAGAUAGGCAUAAUAUAUGAUUAUCGGUUGAAUUAAAUUCUUCUUGCGGAGGGAUCCUCAGACCAUGUUUUCGUGUCAGCGACUUUUGAGUGUUUUACGUCACGACGAUUGCAAAAAUUGAGAGAUACAUUUAUUUGUGAGGGGCACCUACGGCCUGUGGAAUAUACGAGGAGAGGUGUAUACAUAAACUAUUUUAUUUAUUGUCCAAUUAAAGAAUAGCCUAACGA